AUGACGCUGUGGGAGGAGUUGCGUGCCGUGCGCAGAGACGAAGGGGAUCCGGCAGAGGCUGCUAGAGGGAGAGGGACAGUCGGGGGGCAGCCGCGGAGACGGAGCGGGGAGGGGGCAAAGGACGGCCAGCCGAAAGGGCCCCCCACCCAGGCGCGAGGGGGACGGGAGCGCCACGCCAGCCCGCCUCCCUCCCUGCAGCCGGACCCUGCCAGCCAGCCAGCCACCCCUCCCCCAUCCUUACUCACCUCACCGCUUCGGCCAAUCAGCUGUGGGGGGGCCGCGACGAUAGCGGAGGGUACCAGCCUCGCAGCCAAUCAGCGCCAGGGGCUCGCGGGGCCGCUUGCCGCGAGCCUGGACGGAGGCGAAAAGGUGGGGUGA
Messenger RNA from Podarcis lilfordi (Lilford's wall lizard), 378 nucleotides. NCBI's taxonomy places the organism in Eukaryota, Metazoa, Chordata, Lepidosauria, Squamata, Lacertidae. The record is from the annotation of a GenBank genome assembly.